Conger conger (European conger) is the source of this 1855-nucleotide messenger RNA. It is a transcript of the gene cpb2, whose product is annotated as carboxypeptidase B2 (plasma). The transcript has 11 exons. The record is from RefSeq and is a predicted model, not a curated record. NCBI's taxonomy places the organism in Eukaryota, Metazoa, Chordata, Actinopteri, Anguilliformes, Congridae. Gene Ontology annotation, molecular function: metallocarboxypeptidase activity; zinc ion binding. Gene Ontology annotation, biological process: proteolysis; fibrinolysis. Bases 81 to 1349 code for a protein of 422 amino acids.
CAAUACAGCCCACUCUUCUGCGCAACGCUUCACACAAGCAGCUUAUUACACAAGUCUGUUAUUGGAGACAAACUGGGAACAUGAGGCUUCUCCUGAUAAUGUAUUUUUGGAUCUGUUUUAUGAUUGAAAAUCACAACUGCACACCUAAACAUGAUCAGGUUUUCUCCAUCACCCCAAAGACAGAGGAGGAAGUGAACAUCGUCAGAAAUGUGUCCAGCGAUUAUGAGACGGUGUUGUGGCAGCCUGCUGCUCCUGGGUACAUAAAGCUCAACAUGGAGGUGCACCUGUUCAUCCCUGCAUCCAGGCUGGAUAGUGUGCAGGAUCUGCUGAGCAAAAACCACAUCACACACCAAGUUCUGCUGCGGAACACCCAGGAGCUGAUCGAGAAGCAGACCCAAAACAUCUCCUCAGACCCACGAAGCAGUCUGUCCUACUACGAGAGAUACCACCACCUGGAGGACAUCUAUCAUUGGAUCAAUAAAACUGCACAUGAUCACCCUCAGAUAGUGGAGGUCAUUCUGAUUGGAUCGUCGUAUGAGAAGAGGCCACUUUAUGUUCUGAAGCUGACGGGCAGGGGAGGGGCCCAGCCAAAGAGAGCGAUGUGGAUGGACUGUGGAAUUCAUGCCAGAGAGUGGAUCUCCCCGGCGUUCUGCCUUUGGUUCGUCCACUACGCAAUUGAUUAUUACGGUCUAGUUCCUGACAUCACUGAGAUCCUGGACAGCAUGGAUGUCUACGUGCUUCCUGUCAUGAACCCUGACGGAUACGAAUACACAUGGACCACAAACCGCAUGUGGAGAAAGAACCGGUCCCGCCACGCAGGAAACUACUGCCUCGGAACCGACCUCAACAGGAACUUUGACGCAAACUGGUGCACAGAGGGGUCCUCCCAGCGGGCCUGUGAUGAGACGUACUGCGGCCUGUUCCCGGAGUCGGAGCCUGAGGCUGCGGCCGUGGCCAGGUUCCUGCGCCGGCAGAAGCAGACGGUGAAGCUGUACCUGUCCAUCCACUCCUACUCACAGAUGCUGCUGUUCCCCUACUCCUGCUCCUACCAGCAGGCCAGCAACCACCACGACCUGAAUGAACUCGCUCAGCAGGCAGCACGGAAGAUCAAGAGGCAUUACUUCAGUACGUACACAUACGGAGCUGGAGCCAGGACCAUAUACCUAGCCCCUGGUGGCUCUGAUGACUGGGCCUAUAACCUGGGUAUCAAAUAUUCCUUCACCUUGGAGCUCCAGGACCGGGGCAGAUACGGCUUCCUCCUGCCCCCAGAACUCAUCUCCAGAGCCUGUCAGGAGGCCCUCACGGCCGUUAAGACCAUCGCUGAGGGGGUCAUCAAGAAAACCCAGUAAUGCUCCGCUUAUGAAGUCCCAAACUAUUCAACUCAUCGGCCUGAUCCUGCUGGACAUUUUUUAAUAUUUUGUGUUUGACUUCAGAACAUAUCAAUCAAAAUCUUUGCACUAGAAUUAACUUCAUCCUUAAUGUUUGCUAAUGUAGCUACCUGCAGGAGCAGUAAUAAUUUCCCGGGUAUGCAGCAUAAACUUCUCUAGUGACCUGCACUGCUACUUAAAAACACACAUCACACACAACACACACACAUCACACACAACACACACACAUCACACACAACACACACACAUCACGCACAGCACCCGCCCAAUCGCUUGCUGUACAGCAAUGUCCCAAUCAGGAGCUGAACCUGCAACCUCACACCCAGUGCCCCAGCUGUUUCUAUGUACAAACUCAAAAUGUAUCUGUAAUUUCAAAGCAAUUCAACCAAAGUUCAACUUCAGAUAACAAAUUUAAAUGUUUUGAGUAUUUUUGGAGAAUGCACACUAAAAUAAAAAAGUGCAAUGAC